Papilio xuthus (Asian swallowtail) is the source of this 1874-nucleotide messenger RNA. RefSeq names its product neurotrimin. The record is from RefSeq and is a predicted model, not a curated record. The coding region runs from base 106 to 1347 and encodes 413 amino acids. The transcript is spliced from 10 exons. NCBI's taxonomy places the organism in Eukaryota, Metazoa, Arthropoda, Insecta, Lepidoptera, Papilionidae. Gene Ontology annotation, cellular component: neuron projection.
CGCGCACUCUGCACGAACGUUGUGCACGUCGUAGAUGACAAAGUGUGACGCGGUCGCGACAUACAGCGGAACCGAACAGGUGGCGACAAGCGCUAUGUUUGACACAUGAGUUAUGUGACAAUGGGGUGCCAAAGUUUAGUGAUGUGGCUGAAGCGGUGGCGGUUAAUUGUUUUAGGAAUUUCAGUGCUACUUCAAUGUACAGACUCUGUGGACGUGAACCUGCCGAGUUUUGUGGGCGAGGGCAGCAACGUUACCGUGGCUGUCGGCCGGGACGCCGCCAUCACAUGCAAGGUCGACAACCUGCAGAUAUACAAGGUGGCGUGGCUGCGCGUGGACACGCAGACGAUCUUGUCCAUCGGAAGCCACGUAAUCACUAAGAACCCCCGCGUGGGCGUGACGCAGGGUGAGGGCGCGUGGACGCUGGCGCUGCGCGGCGUGGCGCCCGCCGACAGCGGCCGUUACAUGUGUCAGCUCAACACGCAACCUAUGAUGAGCCAGGUUCAUCGCCUGCAGGUCGUCGUUCCGCCGGACAUCGAUGGCGAAGAAAGCAGCGGCGACGUGACGGCGCGUGAGGGCGCUAGUGUCGCGUUGCGCUGCCUCGCCUCAGGCAACCCUCCACCUGCCGUCACCUGGCGCAGAGAGGACGCCGCGCAUUUCGCAUUGGACGGUAAAGUUACGGUUUCCAAAUGGACCGGUGAGUGGUUGAACAUGAGUGCGGUGCAACGCGAGACGAUGGGGGCAUACCUCUGUAUAGCUUCCAACGGAGUACCGCCCUCCGUCAGCAAGAGGAUACAAGUCAAUGUUAUGUUCGCACCGCGGGUCUACGCCGACGCAGUGGCGAUGCGCGCGGGGGCUGGAAGCGCCGUCACGUUACGAUGCCGCGCCCACGCCCACCCGACUCCGCAGACAUACUGGACGCUUAACGGGGAACAGCGGCUGUCCAAUGGAUCAAAAUACACAAUGACGACUACAGUGAAGGACUCUACGUAUACGUUGAGCCUGAGGAUCGAGAACAUGGCGCGCUCGGACGCCGGCGCCUACCGCUGCCACGCAGAGAACGCCCUCGACAGGGCCCACGCAGACCUCUUCCUGCACUUGGUGACUACAACAUCUACCACGACGACCACCUCGACGACAACAACAACUACAACAACAACCACAACCCCAACCCCAACCCCACCGCCGACCACCAACAACAACAACAUAGCUACGUUGCGCUCAGAUGCGGCGGAGGGUCAGCUGGAGCAGCUGCUACGGGGGGUGAUGUCCGACCCCGCGGCGGAGGGCGCCUACGUCGUGCUCAGCCAACAACACAUGCAGAACCUUGAAAUGAAGACGACGACCUGACCGGAGGCGGGUGGCCACGACGAUGCGGCCUGGAGUGACCGCUGGCCACCGCUGCGGGGCGCGGCCACCUCGGUCGCAGCCAUCUGGCUGCCCUUUCUACUCCUCAUUGGCGUUCUGGCGUGAUGUCGCGGCCACCUGUCUCAUGUUCUCGUGAGUGAUUCCUGCCCAUAUAUGGACUUGUAGACUUAAGGAACUCUGUAUAUAAACAGUUUAAUACACAAACGUAUAUAAAAAAUGUACGUGUAAUUCGUAAGUUAGUCUAUAACUAUAGAUAUACAUAAGUACCUACUUUUGUAAGGAGUGAGAGAUAAAAAACGUGAAAGUCAAAUGUCUUGUUUCGUUAAUCGUUACAUUACACUCAAUAUACUUGUUUUGAAUACGUACAGUAGUAUUAGUUUAAUUUGUGUUGUUGCAUACAAUGCUGCUUAUACAAAAACCUUUAUAUGAUUCAACUUAACUAAAUUGCUCAAAUAUUAAAAAUGGAAAGAUGUAAAACGAGUAUACAUAGUUUACAAAAAAAGUUUUUA